UCGUUCGCGCGCUCUCUUACACUCCACGAUACUCUCACCAGUUAGCGUUUCUCACGCUCCGCGGCGGAUUUUGCUGUAAUUUGCCAUGACUUCGCAACAGGAGAACGAGGCACCGACAGGGCACUCGUCUGAGCCCCGAACCAACGAACCCAGUUCCACCCCGGUCGACGAUGUAGAUGACGAGACAGUUGCACUCAAACUCCUAACCGAAAACGUCCGAGACCAAGAUGACCUCGAACGCGAUAUCACUCUUCAAGCCAGCCGAGCUUUGGUUGAAGAGGAGGAUAGAAGAGACCGGAAGCGCAUCGAGAGGGCUGAGCAGUCGAAAGCUCGACUGGAAAAUCAGUUGCGACUCCAACAACAAAAGCUGCGUUCUGCACAAGGGAACCCCACUGCGAGGCUGCGUGUCCAGCGGGAGAUCACCCGACUUGAGGCAGAGAUUGAGAUUUGCGACAAGGACAUCGCUGAUUUCAAUGCUCGCAUUGAACAGCGGAAUCAGCAAGACGCCACAGAUGGCCAGGCUUCGGCGAAUGGUGGUGGGAAGCUUCCCGGCGAGACACAGCGAGAUUACCUCAUCCGCACCGGGAAGAUCACCCCCUUCGCCACGUUCGGCGGGGCCCGGCCCCACGACAUCCAAGGAGAGCUCGCUGAUGCCAUCAUCGAGGCCGAGGACCAGGCUAUCGCCGAGGAAUUGGAGGAGCGAGUUGGCGAAGGCCCUCGCUCGCACCAGAAUCUGCGCUUACCCGGUUUUGCGGAGGACAACGAAGACCUUGCAAGUUCCGCUGUAGAGGCAGAGUUCUCGCUGCGUCCCCGAAAGAAGCGCAGGGUGCAAAAGCCAGCUGUCGAUUCCGAUGACGAGUUCGCUCCUGAUGGAUCAGCUUCGGAAGCAUCCAGCCCGGCGUCCCCCGCCUCUGAUGACUUUGACAUGACCGAGAUCACGCCCAGACGUAAGCGCAGGCAGGUCGUCGCAGAGAGCGAGGGAAAGGUGGAUCUGAGCAACAUCGACGAUGGUAACGAGGCUGUUUUCCAGCGAAGACUUAAGGACUGGGUAGAGCGGAGGAGCCGAGCUCGACGCCGUCGCCAGGAGAGUUCUGGUCAGCCGGUCGAUGACGGGACGGAUACGGUGGAGGAAUGGUUCAAGCCGUCUCCGGACCAGCCAGAUCAUGUGUUUGAGAACGGUCUGAGGCUCCCUGGCGACAUAUAUCCCUCGCUAUUCGACUACCAGAAGACGGGCGUUCAGUGGUUGGCGGAGCUGUAUGCGCAGCAAGUCGGCGGCAUCGUGGGUGAUGAGAUGGGACUGGGAAAAACAGUCCAGUUGAUCUCCUUCGUGGCCGCCCUGCAUUACAGUAAGAUGCUCCACAAGCCCGUCAUUGUUGUCGCCCCGGCCACCGUCCUGCGGCAAUGGGUAAACGAGUUCCACCGCUGGUGGCCGCCACUCCGCGUCUCCAUUCUUCAUUCAUCCGGGAGUGGCAUGUUCAAUGUCCACGACGAGGGUGAGCUCGAGGACCACGUGGACGACUGGGAUAACAAGAAGCCCACCAGAUCCAGCAAAGCGGCCAAGAAGAUCGUCGACCGAGUAGUCAAGAACGGCCAUGUGCUGGUAACGACGUACGCUGGCCUACAGACUUACGGCGACAUCUUGAUCCCGGUUGAUUGGGGCUAUGCUGUGCUGGAUGAGGGUCACAAGAUCCGAAACCCGAACACGGCCAUCACGAUAUACUGCAAAGAGCUCCGCACCCCGAAUCGCAUCAUCCUGUCCGGCACGCCGAUGCAAAACAACCUAACCGAGUUGUGGUCCUUAUUUGACUUCAUCUACCCCAUGCGCCUCGGCACCCUGGUUGCGUUCCGCAACCAGUUCGAGAUCCCGAUUCGAUUGGGGGGCUACGCCAAUGCCACGAAUCUGCAGAUCAUGACCGCGCAGAAAUGCGCCGAAACCCUCAAAGAGACCAUCCGCCCAUACCUCCUCCAGCGAUUGAAGGUGGAUGUCGCUGCCGACUUGCCCAAGAAGAGCGAGCAGGUGCUCUUCUGCAAGCUAUCCAGGUCCCAGCGUGAGGCAUACGAACUAUUUCUCAAGUCCGAUGAGAUGGCUUCCAUUCUCAAUCGGACGCGGCAGUCUCUGUACGGCAUCGACAUCCUCCGCAAGAUCUGCAACCAUCCUGAUCUGCUGGAUCCGGCACUCAAGACAAAGCCUGGGUACCAAUGGGGCGACGUCAGUAAGUCGGGGAAGAUGGCAGUCGUCCAGUCGCUGCUCCCGAUGUGGAAGCGCCUGGGACACAAGACGCUGUUGUUUUGCCAGGGCGUCCAGAUGCUCGACAUCAUCGAGGCGUUCGUGCGACGACUGGACAACAUCACCUAUAUCCGCAUGGACGGCAAGACGCCGGUCAAGCAGCGGCAGGCUCUUGUGGAUCAGUUCAACACUGACGCAGGGCUCGACGUCUUCUUACUGACAACGAAGGUCGGAGGGCUGGGCGUCAACCUGACAGGGGCCAACCGUGUCAUCAUCUUUGAUCCUGAUUGGAACCCAUCCACCGACGUCCAAGCGAGAGAGCGGGCCUGGAGACUGGGCCAGAAGCGGGAAGUCACCAUAUACCGACUCAUGACGGCCGGCACAAUCGAGGAAAAGAUUUAUCACCGCCAAAUCUUCAAGCAGUUCCUCACCAACAAAGUGCUAAAAGAUCCCAAGCAGCAGACAACAUUCCAUCUCAAUGAUUUGCAAGACCUCUUCAGCCUGAGCUCGUAUGAAGACGGCGUGACCGAGACGGGGGAGCUAUUCCAAGGCGCCGUUGCCAAGGGCUCCAAACGCGGUGGACCGAAGGAGUUAAUUCUCCCUGGACACGACGCCAUCCCCAUCAGGCCUCGUCAACGUGGCGCCGAGAACAGGCCCAACGCCGCGGAUGCCGACGAGAAAGAGGAAGAUCUCCGCCACGUAGACGGGGUCGCCGGUCUCGAAACAUACCAAGGGGAGUCUGCCCCACCCGCAAACGAGGAGGCCCGUCUGAUGGAGGGCAUUUUUGCGCGGUCUGGCGUCCACAGCACGUUGGAACACGAUGAGAUCAUCAACGGCAAGAAGACGGUCAAGGCGGACCGCAAGAUGCUCCAGCAGGAGGCCGACCGGAUAGCCGCGCAAGCGGCCCUCAGCCUCCGGCGUGCGGGGGAGCAAGCCCGCACCGUGCCUAUCGGCACCGUGACAUGGACGGGCGAAGUCGGAGAGGCUGGCCGUCCAACCAAUAUCCGCCGCGGGCGCGGCGGGCCGGGCUCGGCGAGCAUCUUGGCCGGGGUAGCGAACCGCCAGGGCCUCGCCGCGGGCAGCCCGGGGAGUUCGAGAUCAGGGACACCCGGCGCUGCGGGUCAGAAUCUCAGCGCGAGAGACUUCGAGAAGAUGAUUCCGGCUUUCAUCAAACGGCACAGCGGCCGGGUGCCGUCCAAGCUGCUGGUGGACCACUUCAACCAGUACUGCUCGGGUUCCCGGCAGGCGGAAGAGUUCAAGGUGGCGCUGGGAAAGGUGGCGAAAAUGGAGAAGCGCGGGUCAAGCAUGCGGGCGAUCUGGACCCUGAAGCCCGAGUAUCAGUAGUUGGGUUGCAGGGGAGGUUGGGCAUGCAUGCUGAAGAAUGCCGCGCGCUACGAUCGAUCUUUCAUGAGUUGCUUUUGUGAUGCGAGCUAACAUGAUUGCCGGGAUUUUACCCCUAAACUUCUAAA
This is a messenger RNA of Thermothielavioides terrestris NRRL 8126, 3696 nucleotides long. RefSeq lists its product as uncharacterized. Bases 86 to 3571 code for a protein of 1161 amino acids. Lineage: Eukaryota; Fungi; Ascomycota; Sordariomycetes; Sordariales; Chaetomiaceae. The transcript has 2 exons. The record is from RefSeq and is a predicted model, not a curated record. Gene Ontology annotation, cellular component: nucleus. Gene Ontology annotation, molecular function: ATP binding; ATP-dependent chromatin remodeler activity. Gene Ontology annotation, biological process: transcription-coupled nucleotide-excision repair.